UCAAUUCCUUCUUCUUCUUUGCAACCAAAAAAACAACCUUUUUACUCUCGAACACAAAAAAAAAAAAAACCAAACCCUCGUACCUUGUCGCCGGAAGAAACCUUAAUUCACACAUAAUCUCUUCUGUGUUUCAUUUCAUGUCUUUUUUCUUCAACUUGUUCCAAAUAGAUAGAUAUAACAUAUAGAUAUAGUUAAAGAGAAAGAAUUUGAAAAAAGUUAGCAUUUUCAGAGAGAGAGAGAGAUAUGUACGUUGUACCACCACCUCAGAGAUCUGAUCCAGCUUCAGGAUCUGAUGAUUUGCUUGUUUAUCAAGCUUGGAAGGGUUCUAAUAAAUUUUUUCUUCAGGGAAGGUUCAUAUUUGGACCGGAUGCAAGAUCAUUGGGCUUGACAAUUUUUCUUAUUGUUGCUCCAGUUAUAGUGUUCUGUGUCUAUGUUGCCAGAAAAUUUUUCGUUGAUUAUCCUCAUCACUGGGGGGUAUCCAUAAUGGCAGUUGCUAUUAUCUUCACAAUUUAUGUCAUAGGUCUUCUCUUUUCAACAUCUGCACGUGACCCUGGCAUAAUCCCGCGUAAUGCACAUCCGCCAGAGCCAGAAGGUGUUGAAGGCGGUCUAGAGGUUGGAUCUGGUCAAACUCCUCAAUUGCGGUUGCCUCGUAUUAAGGAGGUUGAGGUCAAUGGAAUUUCUGUUAAAGUUAAGUAUUGUGAUACUUGCAUGCUCUACAGACCUCCUCGAUGCUCUCACUGCUCAAUUUGCAACAACUGUGUAGAGAGGUUUGAUCACCACUGUCCCUGGGUUGGGCAGUGCAUUGGGCUGCGUAAUUAUCGCUUCUUCUUCAUGUUUGUCUUCUCAGCUACGCUACUUUGUAUAUAUGUUUUCGCAUUUUGUUGGGUCUAUAUUAGAAGAAUUAUGAAAGCUGAGGAGACAACAAUUUGGAAGGCAAUGAUCAAAAGUCCAGCCUCCAUAGUCUUAAUAAUCUAUACCUUCAUCUGCAUGUGGUUUGUUGGUGGCCUUACUGCCUUUCAUUUAUAUCUCAUAAGUACAAAUCAGACUACAUACGAGAACUUCAGAUACCGGUAUGAUCGACGGGCCAACCCGUACAACAAAGGAGUGUUCGAUAAUUUCAAAGAGAUUUUCUUCACCAGCAUUCCCCCAUCAAAGAAUAAUUUCAGGGCAAAGGUGCCAGUGGAACCAGUAUUACCCGCUCGAUCAGUGGGUGGCGGCUUUAUGAGUCCAAGUAUGGGAAAAGCUGUUGACGACAUAGAAAUGGGAAGAAAAACAGUAUGGGCGGGUGACAUGGGUAGCAGCAUUGAUCAUUGUGAAGGUCAGUUAAACAAUCGCGGGGCUAUAAAGGAUGGGGAGUUUGACGAACUGUCUCCAGAAAUUAGGACAACAGUAGAUGAGACAAGUGACCGUGUUGGAAUACAUCCUAGGAGAUCUAGCUGGGGAAGAAAAAGCGGAAGCUGGGAUAUGUCCCCUGAAGUUCUUGCUUUGGCAGCUAGGGUUGGAGAACCAAAUCGUGUCGGUGGAAGUAGCAGCAGUUUGAGCACUGAGAACAGACAUUCAUAGCCACUGAAACGAGUGGUUGUGACUCGUGACGCUAAUUUAAAAAUGUUAGAUCUACAGCUAAAUUAAUUGUAUUUUAAGUGUGAGGGGAUUAAAAAGCUCUGCAGGGUGUUUGUUAGUGUAAUUUUUUUAGUCAUUCUGCUUCUAGGAAGGUCUUGAUUUGGUGUUAUGAGAGUGUGAGGUUUCCUUUGCCUGAUGUUGUAUUGCCCUUACUAUUAACUGGCCUUUUCACCCAUUGAAAUAGCUACUGCUUCAUCUUUCUGAGGUAGGAUAUAUUAAUUCUUAAACAAAACAUUCUUGUUUAAUUUAUGUUUUGGAUUCACUUUUUUCUUUA
Medicago truncatula (barrel medic) is the source of this 1894-nucleotide messenger RNA. RefSeq names its product probable protein S-acyltransferase 7. Gene Ontology annotation, molecular function: protein-cysteine S-palmitoyltransferase activity. Gene Ontology annotation, biological process: peptidyl-L-cysteine S-palmitoylation; protein targeting to membrane. The record is from RefSeq and is a predicted model, not a curated record. The coding region runs from base 244 to 1563 and encodes 439 amino acids. The transcript has 5 exons. Gene Ontology annotation, cellular component: endoplasmic reticulum; Golgi apparatus. NCBI's taxonomy places the organism in Eukaryota, Viridiplantae, Streptophyta, Magnoliopsida, Fabales, Fabaceae.